AUGUAUCCAACCAGGCGGAGAGUGCCCCUGCCGCCUUCCGGCGAGUUCCGUGCCGACGAAUCCCCUCCCGACAAGCCACGAAGCCGCUUUAGGGAUCGCAGAGAUGCCCAGUACAUCUUCAUGGGACGUACAGUCUUUGAAAGAAAGGUGACUCGACGGCAGGAUGACUUUCGGCAAUCGGCAGGUAAAGGAAAGCGACAGGAUGGCCCUUCCCAGCAAGCUACUAGAGGAAGGCUUCCUGUUCAUGGAUUCCCUCCCGUUGGUAUCGACGAGAUUGACGCCACCAUCAAGCGUGUAAACAACCAAAAGCCACAACAUCAUCAACAACGACAGUCUCUGCAGGAGCAGCAUGAGCAACCAAACCUUACACAGAUACGACCGUCGGAGUGGAACGACAGGCGAGCACCGCCGCCGUGGCGGGCGCGCCAGCAACCAGACCAGCGACAGGAACGGCCGCCGAAGCAAACCCACCCUCGCAACUAUCGCCAAGCAGGGACCAGCCCGCCUGAACCAGGUUACGUAUAUAUCCAUGAGGAUUUGCAGCCUUACAAGAUCCGAACGCGAGACCGCAUCGCAGCCAAAUUUGCCAAGCUCCUGGGCCGGGAUAUUGGCACCGGGGCCGAAUAUGACGGCAGAUACGAACACGCCCUCAAUGAAGAGUGGAAUGAAUGGUCCGACGACCGGGGCCGCGAACUAGAGGACGGAGAGGACGCUUCUUGCGAAUACAACGACAUGCACAUCGACGAGGAAGCCACCCAAGCCGGAGUCAGGGAACAGCACGCCAAGGAGGAGGACGCUGACACCCUCCUCUCCGUCCCUGGAGGUUGGUCUGGCGCGACGACGGCCCAGAACAGCAGAGCCAGCAGUACCGGCAAUAGCGCCUACCAGAAUAACAGCGAUGCAGACGAUGGCAGUCGCCCGAGCUCCUCCAUCGAUUCCAGGUGCCAGGGCAGUCGGCUAAGCUUGCCGGAUGGUCUGAUGCCCCAGCCGAAGCUUCAUCGCCGUCCAGUCCCACGGCCACAAACGCGAGUGGCACCUCGACCACCUCCACCGCAGCCUGGACAAGAACGCCAGCAGACGACGCCACGCCCACGAGGACAACAGACACAACAGCCAGCUAAACGCAAGCCGCUCUGGUGGAAGCCAGACACGACCAAGCCCGUGCCAGAAGCUGGGUAUGAGAGUCCGUCAGUGGAGGAAAACGCACCGCCUGAAGCGAGCAGCGCGGUGCACAACAGCGAACCUCAGCAUGAUGUCGAACCCAUCGACGGCGAGUCGGUGACUGGAUGGAAUCCCGCCCAAUUCGCCUGCCUCGUCCUGGUGCCUGCCAUCCUGGCAGCGCUUGUGUUUAUGUUCAAGUAG
Microdochium trichocladiopsis is the source of this 1362-nucleotide messenger RNA. RefSeq lists its product as uncharacterized. The transcript has a single exon. The record is from RefSeq and is a predicted model, not a curated record. NCBI's taxonomy places the organism in Eukaryota, Fungi, Ascomycota, Sordariomycetes, Xylariales, Microdochiaceae. Bases 1 to 1362 code for a protein of 453 amino acids.